Molecule: messenger RNA, 2045 nt
Organism: Phyllostomus hastatus (greater spear-nosed bat)
Lineage: Eukaryota; Metazoa; Chordata; Mammalia; Chiroptera; Phyllostomidae
Gene: RAP2B
Product: RAP2B, member of RAS oncogene family
Exons: 1
Coding region: 6-557 (183 amino acids)
Biological process (GO): Rap protein signal transduction; negative regulation of cell migration
Cellular component (GO): plasma membrane
Molecular function (GO): GDP binding; GTP binding; GTPase activity
Source: RefSeq, a predicted model, not a curated record
AAGCCAUGAGAGAGUACAAAGUGGUGGUGCUGGGCUCCGGCGGCGUGGGCAAGUCCGCGCUCACCGUGCAGUUCGUGACCGGCUCCUUCAUCGAGAAGUACGACCCCACCAUCGAGGACUUCUACCGAAAGGAGAUCGAGGUGGACUCCUCGCCGUCGGUGUUGGAGAUUCUGGACACGGCGGGCACGGAGCAGUUCGCAUCCAUGCGGGACCUGUACAUCAAGAACGGCCAGGGCUUCAUCCUCGUCUACAGCCUCGUCAACCAGCAGAGCUUCCAGGACAUCAAGCCAAUGCGGGACCAGAUCAUCCGCGUGAAGCGGUACGAACGCGUGCCCAUGAUCCUGGUGGGUAACAAGGUGGACCUGGAGGGCGAGCGCGAGGUCUCGUAUGGCGAGGGCAAGGCCCUGGCCGAGGAGUGGAGCUGCCCCUUUAUGGAGACGUCGGCCAAAAACAAAGCCUCGGUGGACGAGCUGUUCGCCGAGAUCGUGCGGCAGAUGAACUACGCGGCGCAGCCCAACGGCGACGAGGGCUGCUGCUCGGCCUGCGUGAUCCUCUGAGGCGUCCCCGGCCGCCGCGCGCCGGCUGCGCUUUGCGCACAAAGCCAAACGCACCCGACUCUCUAAAUGUGAUUUCUCUUCUUGCAUUGAGAUUGGAGACGACUUUGCAUUGGCCGGGAUGUCCUAGGAGCCCGGCUGGCCUGUGCGACCGACGUCCCCUGCCUCCUCCCGGCGUCCGAAGGGGUGUCCGGUCCUGACCAUCUGAGACCCAUUGGAAAUGUGGCUCUUUGCAGCAUGUACGUUUUUCAUUGAUUUUGGUUGACGCAUAUUUCCCCCUUUAAAUAACCGUUAAGGGCGCUGUAUUGGCAGCUUGACACCAGCAAGCGAAAGUUUCAACCUGGAAAAAAUGGGGUGGGGGAGGAAGAGGACAGGGAGAAGGUGGAAGUAGGGUGUGUUUUUUUUUGUUGUUGUUAUUUUUUGUUUUUGUUAACAACCGUUUUCCAGUUCCAAGUUUUAAAUGCGUGGAAGGAAGUCCGGGAGAACCAAAUGAAGGAGCUGGAGGAGAGGAAGAAACUUUUGUUUUUUUCCUUGUUUUCCAGGAGUAGCUGGAAAUUAAUGUCGGGUUCCUUUUCUGCCAGCUUGGAAGGGCAACCCCGUGACUGAUUACGAUUCUGAGGAUGUCUAUGCAAAGUUGGAUUCUUGUUACAGUGUAUCCAAUCUGAAGUAUUGCACAUCUGAACUGGGACUGUUAACACUGAUGCCAAUACAGUGUGGGGUGCCAGAAAGUGUCUGCUGAUAUUUGUGGGAAAAAAAAUCUAUUUUGUUUACCUACUGUAUCUAAGGGGAGUCUGGGAAGAACGGUAGUAUUUUUUUUUAUCAGCUGUGAAAAAAAAUGUUACAGAUCUGCACAUUUUUGUGUGUACUGUUGUGUGUGUGUAUGUGUGUGUGUGUGUUUAAGUUUAGUUUUUUUGUUCUUACUGGUUGGCAGUAACAGAUUUUGAUGACUAGCUCUUUAAAAUACAGUACAAAGACUUCACAAAUGUGAUUCAGGGCCCCCAGCACCCCUGUGUCUGCAGAGUGCCUUCAAAACUCAGCUGUUCCAGCCGGUGCCAACCUGUGAACCUCCCACCCUCUCCCAGAAUCUGUUAUUCCCCAGACCACUUCCCAGUUUCCUUUCAGUAGUCUUUUCGAAGGAGCCAGGACAAUAGGGCCUGUUGUUCGGUGAAUUUCUUCUUUAUUAUUUCCAGCCUUUAAAAUGUAAUUUCCAUGUCUUGCAAUUUUUUUUACUUUGGUUUUUUUUUUUUUUUGCUUCAUUUUGUUAAAAUGUUCAGGUAUUUAGCUCCCCUUUUAUAUUAUUUUUAAAUUUUUUUUGGUUAUCAGUUAAUAGGGUGUUCCUCUGAAAGCAAAGUCAAAAUUUUACUGUUGUGAUGUACCAAGAGAAUUCUAACCAAUUGUAAUUUUUAAUUCCAGACACGAGUUUAAUCAUUGUCUCUUCAUUUUAAGACUUUUAAUACAAAUGUCAUUUUUAAAGAAACAAACCAAAAACUA